This is a messenger RNA of Symbiodinium pilosum, 1041 nucleotides long. The record is from the annotation of a GenBank genome assembly. Lineage: Eukaryota; Dinophyceae; Suessiales; Symbiodiniaceae.
AUGCUACCUGGCAAUCUACUGAGCAAUGGUGCGAACAGCAACCUCUACGUCGCUGGCUUGCCUCCUAGCACCAGCGAGGACACACUGCGUCAGCUGUUCAACAAUUUCGGCGAUGUGGCCUCCGUUCGAACUUUCUUCGGCAAGACGCCUACAGCUCCAAGCUAUGGCUUCGUGAAGUUCCGGUAUGAUAACCAGGCGUUGGCAGCCAUUGGCGCAAUGAAUGGGCGCGAGUUCAACGGGCACACCAUGACGGUCCGCCUGGCCAACAACGACACCACGGGACCACAUCCCAGGAGCGCGGCUCCACCUCCAGGGCCUGCUGUCGGAGGAACCAACUUAUACGUUUCGGGCUUGCCCCCCGACAUGGACGAGAACGGCAUGAAAGAGCUUUUCCGCAAGUUCGGAAAUGUUGUCUCUGUCAAGCUUGCCCGGGAGGCGCGCAUUUACAAGCAGUACGGCUUUGUGCACUACACUAGUCCAGAUGAAGCAGAAGCUGCUAUAAAUGCCAUGCACAACCGGAUCAUUGAUAGAGACUAUCAGCUUACCGUCAAGUAUGCCAACAGCUCAGAAAGAGCAUGGAUGAGAGAUCAGGGGAUGCCCCCGCCCGCAGCUGUGGUGGCUGUGGCGCAAGCGCUAGCAGCAGCCGCGGCUGCAACUUCAGGACCAGCACAGUGGUCUCCCGGCGCUGGGGAGGAUGCGCGGCCUGGCUUCACCUUGCAUGUCACAGGGUUACCACAAGGCACCUCCAAGGAGCAGCUAGAAACAUUCUUCGCCGCGUUUGGCCAGGUCUCAGCAAAGGUGUUAGAUGAUGGCAUGGCAAGCGGCAAAGCCGUCGCCCUACUUCGUCUAUCAUCUCGGGACGAAGCUGAAAGACUAAUCGCAGAGUACAAUGGCAAGGUGCUGCCAGGGUUGGAUGCUCCCCUGUCCGUGCGCCUCACGGAGUCGAGGGAGGCGCCGCCUCCCCGAGAGCGCUAUGAGCCAUAUGGCAAGGCCAUUGGGAGAACUGGAGGGGUUUGGGGUUGCCUCCUGCCUACGUCAUGA